Messenger RNA from Cladophialophora bantiana CBS 173.52, 3027 nucleotides. RefSeq lists its product as uncharacterized. Lineage: Eukaryota; Fungi; Ascomycota; Eurotiomycetes; Chaetothyriales; Herpotrichiellaceae. The coding region runs from base 1 to 3027 and encodes 1008 amino acids. Gene Ontology annotation, biological process: negative regulation of RNA catabolic process; regulatory ncRNA-mediated post-transcriptional gene silencing. Gene Ontology annotation, cellular component: catalytic step 2 spliceosome. The transcript has a single exon. The record is from RefSeq and is a predicted model, not a curated record.
AUGCCUUCCUCACACCGUGGUGUCUCUCACGAUCGGAAAAUCCCUCACCAGUUAUCCCGUUCUCAGCCCCCACUUGACGUCGAAGAGCGAUCUGCGAGAGCUCGUUCUCGUGGUCGAGAAGUAGGCGAGUCUUUGUUCGUAGAAGACCACAAAGGGGAUCGUCAAAAUUUGACAUAUGGGUCGUUGGAUCGACAUGCUAUUCCGCGCUAUCGACUAGCCGGUCACGGUGGCUUGCUCGGUUUGGGUCCGAAUUAUCGCAUAAUCUCACGGUCAGAGUCUCACCUCGAUGUGGAAAAUGUCGAGAUUGAUUCAACACGAAGGUCCCGUAAACAGUCUCUACUUUGGAACCUUCCCAAUGACGAUCAAGAAGUGCUGAAUGUUCAGUCUGGAGUUAGCAACGUACCAGAUCUCCACAAGGACUUCCUGAGGUUGGACCAUGAUCAUCCAAGGAAACGGAGACGAAUCUUGCCAGGUUUGGAGCAUCCGAGUUUGGAAGGCGACGAAAGUGAUGAGUCGGACUCGGAUAUCCAAGGGCGUGCAAGUUCUGAGAAUGCCUUUGAGGAUUUCAAAAGAAACCCUGUUCAUCAACGUCACAUCGAACUCUUGAGAGCCACGGAAGCGAGGCCCGAGGACGUGUCGGCCUGGCUUGCCUUGAUAGAGUAUCAACCGGUCUUCUUCAGCAGUGCACACGACUCCCACAGCUCCGGUCCUUCCUCGUCCAGGGGCAUUGUCGAUCUGAAAAUAUCGCUGUAUGAGCAAGCAUUGUCACGCGUUAAGGCUCGCGAAGAUAGAAUUGUUCUGAUCGUCGGUCUCAUGGAGCAGGGGAAGAUGGUUUGGGAUGCAGAUAAGCAGGCCUCCAAAUGGCGAACCUUCCUCGACGACGAUGCCACAUUCGACUUAUGGCGGCUUUACCUCAACUUUGUCCAAACCAAUCACGUCAAAUUUAGCUUUGAGGAUUGUUUGAACACCUAUAAGCAGUGGCUCCACGAGACUGAAAAUGCGUGUGCAGACCGGACGAAAGAUACGAGCUAUAUAUACAUUCUGUUACGCUUGACCUUGCUUCUGUGGCAAUCCGGUUUUACCGAGCGCGCGGUUGGAAUUUGGCAAGCGCUCCUCGAAUUCAACUACUUUCGUCCCCCAAACCUCCCUUGCGCCGAGCUCGUACCAUCAUUCCAGGAGUUCUGGGACAGCGAAGUUGCACGGAUUGGGGAGGAGGGCUCGGCAGGGUGGCGUUCAAAUGCAAGUGCGGAGAUCGAGCCAAAAAGCGACAAAAUCUUCCAUGUGCAAGAUAUGGAUUUCGAUGCCUGGGCAUCCGCCGAAAAUGGCCUCGAAAAGACAGCAGGAAUGCCUGCAAGGGCUCUCGAUGAGGUCGACCAGGAUGAUCCGUAUCGCGUUCUUCUGUUCCCGGAUAUCAGAGACUUCCUCUUCUCCCCGACCACAGAAGAGGGCUCCUGGCUACUGCAGGACGCCUUCUUAUUGUUUUUAGGGCUUCCCCCACUCUCAUCACUACCUGAGUCCAGGGUGUGGGAAAGAGACCCCUUCAUCUACAGCCAGUCCCCUGCGUACAGCAUCUCUUUGCUAUCUGCUGGUCUUGUGGAUUACAAUUUUCCCAUGCGCAUGCGCUUUCAAGAAGUCUUUCUAGAGUCUCGGCAAUUGAACUCCGGGACACACAACAUUCCAUUUUCUCUCCCAGAGAGAGUCAUCGCCUCCUAUUUCGGCUUUGCUCGCCGGACCAUAUGUCAACUUGCAGGACUGGCUUUCGACGGAGAACUAAGAGAAGCACAUAUGGAAUAUGCGAUUGCUUUAGAAGCUGGAUUUGAUUUGAAAUCAGCCAGAAAACAAACGAGGUCGUUUCUGAAGCAUAGGGCUGACAGUUUGAGACUCUAUAAUGCAUAUGCACUGCUUGAGUGCCAUCUGGAGAACUUCGAGAGCGCAGAAAGGGUUUGGUCCACAGCACUGUCGAUGCGAUACUCGCUCAGCCAAGAGAUUCAAAUUGAUUCAUUCCUUCUGUGGCGCGAUUGGGCAUAUUCGUACAUGUGCCGGAGACAAUUUCGACAUGCUAGGACUCUCCUGGGCAUGAUAACAGACCCCCAGGUGGACAUAUCUCGGCUUCAACAAGAAAUCGAAGCCAACACUAAACCCUCUGCUGCCCUGCAGAUUAAGGUCGAGCAAUACAUCAAAACGCAUAUCGAGGGGAGCCGCUCCCUGAGUCGAGCAGAGCGAUUACCGGCGUUGGUCGACAUCCUGGCGUUUCACAAGUAUCUCAAUGCCGAUUUAUCUCUUGAAAUUGCUCUAGAAACAUACUCUGCAUCUCUCAAAUCGCUCGCUGGUCUGUCGACAAUCUCUUCUGCCGUACUUGAGGCUAUUCACGAGCACCGAGCUCGCUUUAUCUAUUCCCAUUCGGUGACUUUCGGAAGGUCUUUCAAACCGAGCGAGCUUGGUCUUGUACUGAAGGGCUCGGCAGAAAUGUUUCCCGAUAACCUCAACCUUCUCCUGCUCCAUCAUUAUUUCCUUCAGAAAGCCGGGCUAUUUGACCGCCUGCGGCAGGUCAACCCCGAAGCAGAAGGACCGCGCCAUAACCAAAUCAAAGCAAGUGUGAUUCCUUGCGUGUUUGACCUAAUGGUAGAACUCAACAGACCAUCGUACGCGGGGAGCACAGAUCACUGCAUCCGCUCGGCUUUUAAACGAGCAACUCAGCUAGGGUCUCCAGGGCAUGAUAGUCUCGAAAUAUGGAAAUCAUACGUUCUCUGGGAGACAUCCCUAUUGAAGUUCCAUGAUUAUUCGGGUCCACAGAUGAAGAAAUCCACUCAACAUAAAGAGAGGGCACCCUAUCACGCAGCUAUGGCAACACAGUCUUUUUAUGCGUCGCUUCGCGCAUGCCCGUGGUCAAAGGAACUAUGCAUGCUGGGAUUUACAGAGCCUGUGUUGAGAAACGCAAUUGGCGAUGAAAAGCUUCGGCAAGUGUAUCAAAAUAUGCUAGAUAGAGGUAUGCGGCUGCACAUAGACAUCUCCGAUACCUUUCUGUAG